AUGCGCUUGUGGCCCUUCUGGCUGCUAACGCUUCGGGGCCUCGCCAACCCAAGUUCGUUUCCUGCAUUGCCGCAGAGGGCCUACGAGCUGCACUGGCCGGUGCUAUGGGAGGGUGGCGCACGCCGCCCCUUGCCUCAGGGCUGCGACGGGAAGGAGCUGACGAAGGCUUUGGAAUUCCUCAACCACACCUUCGAAGAUGUGGAGCUCCAUCUGUCGCCAGGUGCCAUCGUUUCUUUCCUGGGCGCCGUGCUGAAGUCACCUGCCUUUGGCCGACCGGGCCCACCGUCCCUGCUGGUCCUUCCUGGGCUGCCAGGGUCUCUCCAAAUCGUGCUGACGCUGCUGGCAGUGGGCCUGCUGAACCAUUCUGCUGCCGUAGAGGCCAUGGCGGAAGAUAUCGGGGAUGGCGAACAUCUCAUCCCUGUCCCAGGGGUGGAGCUCAAGGACCUCGCCGCUCCCAACAUCGUGGACUUGGCUCGCGCUCGCUUGCCCAAAGGUGCAGAUCUGAAGAUGUUGCCGCAGCACAUCUUGGAGGAGAAUCUGCUUUGGCAGGCAGCCGACGAGCUCCGGUUCUACGCCGACGCCGACGCUUGCGAUGCCGUGGAUCUGGUGCCAGUUCGCGGUGCCCUGAUCAACGUCCUUCACGGUUAUGCUUUCAACUACUUCCACUUUCUCACCGAGCAGGUGCCCGCCCUCAUCGCUCUUCGCCAUGAGCUGGACUGGCUCCCAGAGGAUCGAAUACACAUCCUCUACGCAGGAAUGAGCUGGCAGGCAGAGCUGAUCGAAGCCGUGGGCUUUCGCGGCUCCCAGCUUCUUCGAGCUGCUCCCUGCACGGCGUUUCGUGGGGACCUGGUCUACACCGCGGCUGUCCCCGACUCCAAGGCCGCAGAGCUUCUCCUGCAGACGCAGGCACUUUUCCCGCCCCCGGCGCAAAGCACUGGUCCGACACUCAAGGUCUUGCUGGUGGAACGACGAUGUGAGGGAUCUCCUGGCCACUGCACGGGCACUGCUCGGCGGGGGCGCAGCGUGACGAACUUCCAGGAGGUGUUCGAUGCAGCGGCGCAGGAGCUUUCACCGGCCGAUGUUGUCAAGUUCCGCCCCGAGGCUGCCAGCUUCGCAGCUGCAGCAGUUGUAAUCGCAGCAGUGGGGGCAGCCCUGGCGAAUGUCGUCUGGAUGUCCGAGGGGAGCCUGGUCGUGGCGCUGCACCCAGCACACCCGCAAACCUCCUUCUCAGUUUACAGCAGCCGCUGUGGGCAGAGUUACUUCUGGCAUAUGGCAGAGCAGCUGGGCUUGGAGUACCGUGGCUUCCUAUGUGCCGACAUGACUGUCAGCGAAGGCGGAACGGUGGAUGUGGAGGACUCAUCACAACAGAUGCAGGGGCUGAUGACGAGUCCCGGAGCCCUCCCGGAAGAAGGUCUCGAUCCACAGGAUGAAGCCAAGGCCAAGGAGGAGGAAGCCGCGGCUGCGGAAGAGUGGACCUAUGUCUAUCCCCAGGAAGAAGUACUUCCUGAAGACUCCGGCAACGAAGAGGCGGAGAGCAAGGCCCAGCAGGUGGAGGAGAACACCGACCCCGUAGUGAGGUCCUGGAUUGAACGUGCGAAGGCUUUUGCAGAUGUGGAUCGAGACGGCGAGGAGCAGUGGGACGAAGGUCUGGUCGAGGCACGCAAGCUGCUGGGCGAGCUCGAGCUCAUUCCAAAAGAAGCCAGGACCAAAGAGCUCGAUGACACCGUUUGGGGCGUCACGAUGCCAUACUGCGCAUGGGUGAUGGGAAAGUGGGGGGUGACCGUCCACACUCCGAAAGAAGUGCUUUGGGACAUUGCUCGCGCAGACCCGCUCUUCGCGAAGUUGGCAAAGAUUGAUCCGAAAGAGGCCUACAAGAAGAAGGUGCCCAAGUCGGUCGGCUAUCGCCACAGCGCUUUCAUGGACGAGCGGAAGACAGAGGACGAAGCCAGUGUCGAGGAAUGCCAAGAGGUUCUCGAGCUGGGGGAUAAGGUCGACUCUUCAAAGAAGAUAUUUGGCCGAGCACAUCAGGGCCAAAAGGUCGACACCUACCUGAAUGGACCGGAGCUGGUCGACAACAUCAAUGCUGUACUCGCAGGUCGCCUCUUCGUGGAUCCUCAGUUCCCUGCGAACAGCAGCACCAUCGGCACACGCGCCGUGCGCGAGAUUACUGGAUGGGGCCGCCCACCAGCCGGGCACUCGCUGGUGAAGGAUGGUUUCGAAAUGGAUGACAUCAAGCAGGGAGGACUUGGUGAUUGCUGGUUUAUCAGUAUCUGCGCCGUCGUGGCAGAAUGGCCUGAGAUUUUGCGAAAGAUGUUCUACCCAGUAGAGAGCCCGUCUCCCUCCGGAGUCUACGCAGUUCGCGUCUACGAUGGAUCGCAAUGGGUUUGGGCCACUUGGUGGAGAAGUCCACGAGGCUUAUACCUCAGUCCUUCGAAGUAG
Messenger RNA from Symbiodinium sp. CCMP2592, 2439 nucleotides. The record is from the annotation of a GenBank genome assembly. Lineage: Eukaryota; Dinophyceae; Suessiales; Symbiodiniaceae.